Messenger RNA from Canariomyces notabilis, 1570 nucleotides. RefSeq lists its product as uncharacterized. The record is from RefSeq and is a predicted model, not a curated record. Bases 118 to 1398 code for a protein of 426 amino acids. NCBI's taxonomy places the organism in Eukaryota, Fungi, Ascomycota, Sordariomycetes, Sordariales, Chaetomiaceae. Gene Ontology annotation, molecular function: carbon-sulfur lyase activity. The transcript has a single exon.
CGUAUUACACAUACCCAACGCAUUCUAGUUCGGUUCUAGGUACAGGGGCAGUAAGACAUAAAGAGCGGCAUCCUGCCUCGUGGCACCCCUUCGUAGGUGAUCUGCCCCUACACCAACAUGGAGCCUUCAACAAACUCCAUCUCCCUCUCCUGCCACUGUGGUCAUGCCCGGCAGACGGUCACUCCACGGUGCACAGGCAACCUCUUCUCAGACUUGUCGUUCUGUCAUUGUGACACGUGCCGCUACACGACAGGCCUGCUCUGCACUUCUUAUGUCCCCAUUGCCUCGACUCCUCGUCCAAACUUUUCCGGGCUGCUGGGCUACUGGACAGGACCGCUGUCGGCGAGAUACUUCUGCCAAACAUGCGGAUGCCAUGUCUUCCGGGCCAAACGCCCUUCUGAAUUUGCCUUGGAGGAUGAGUGGGAGUGGGAGGUAGCCACGGGCGUCAUCAUCGAUGCUCCGGAGGAGCCCGACAACAAUCCCCAGCCGAAAAACUGGCGUCACGCCCACGCCGAGGACACCAGAGACGGCGGUUUGUCUGUCUGGAUGCCACAUACUGACAACACUCUCGCAUUUUCUUCCCUCAGUACCGCGGACACACACAAGACAGGACCAGAGACUGAGGUAGACCACGACACCCCACUGCUCGCCUCGUGUCAUUGCACCGCCAUCACGCUCUCCAUCACACGCCCUCGCCCCUUUUCCCCGGACAACCCUGGCUCCCCCUUCCCGGAUCUGCUCCUGCCAUACUGCAGCACCCCCUCGGCGACAAUCGCCAACCCUUCCAAUGUGAAAUGGUACCUCCGCGACCCCAACCCAAGCCUACUCGAGGCAGAGGGAAGAAGGCACCACAGAUACCUGGCCGGAACCUGCGCCUGCCCAAGCUGCAGACAGACCUCCGGGUUCGAAAUCCAGACCUGGGCCUUCAUUCCGCGGCGGAAUAUCUCGAUCCGGCACCACGAAGCAGGCUUACAGUCCUCAACCUCAGCCCCAGGCUCAACUUCCCCGGUGUAUACAUACAUCCCGCUAGACUUCGGCUCUCACCCCUCGUCAUCGCACUCCACCACAACCGCCACCCCGCAUCCACAUCUCAAAGCCUAUGAGUCCUCACCGAGCAAGUAUCGCAACUUCUGCGGGCAGUGCGGGGCCACCGUCUUUUGGCACGACGACGAGCGCCCGGAUCUGAUCGAUGUCAGCGCGGGGCUUUUCCGUUCCCUCAGUAGCGGUGGCAGUGGCACCGGGGAAGGUGCGAGGGCGGAAGGCUGGCUGGAAUGGUGGACGGGGCGGGUCAGUUUCUCCGAGCAGGCAGGUAAAGGGCGAUCCGGGGCAGCAAAGGCUUUCGGGGAGGGUGUGGUCAAGUGGUUGGAGGCUGGGUUUGGUUCACCGGCAGCUGCUUAGGAGGUGGUGAUCAAGAUGAAUAAGGAGGUCCGCGGAGUCACGAGGGAGCAGCAGGAGUAAAGUGUUAAGGUGAUAGAGACGCGAAUUAUGCGUGAAUAGUCCAUCAAGAUAGGCAUUUUGGGCCGUGAGGCUGCAAAAUCUAUGUUGGACAUGAAAAAUAAACGAGAUGAAU